Saprolegnia parasitica CBS 223.65 is the source of this 444-nucleotide messenger RNA. RefSeq lists its product as hypothetical. Gene Ontology annotation, biological process: negative regulation of ribosome biogenesis; negative regulation of translation. The transcript has 2 exons. The record is from RefSeq and is a predicted model, not a curated record. The coding region runs from base 1 to 444 and encodes 147 amino acids. NCBI's taxonomy places the organism in Eukaryota, Oomycota, Saprolegniomycetes, Saprolegniales, Saprolegniaceae. Gene Ontology annotation, molecular function: ribosomal large subunit binding.
AUGGACGAGCUUCUUCCGGCGCUGGAGCGGGAACAAGCCAUCGACGUGUACACGAUCAACUUGGCCGGCAAGUCGAGCCUCGCCGAGCACAUGGUGUUCUGCACGGGUCGGUCGCGCGCCCACAUGCGCCGCAUGGCCGACAUGGUGAUCCUCUCGAUGAAGGCGCGGUCGAUGGAGGACGACUUUGGCUACGUCGUCGAGGGCCGCGACUGCGACGACUGGAUGAUCGCCGACAUCAACACGAUCGUCGUGCACUUCAUGACCGAAGAAACGCGCAAGAUGCUGCAGCUCGAGAAGCACUGGGAAAACAUGGUCAACGACAAGCACCGGCUCUACGGCCACCUCUCGGAGGACGAGUACAUGGACAAGUAUGGCAUGUCGGAGCUCAUGACGGACGACGACGUGCUGAACGAAGACGAUAUUGACCACAAUGUGUGGAAGUAA